AUGUCAUUUUCCCCAUCAGAGCAGAAGCCAGAAGCAGAGCGAGAGGAAGGAUUAUUAGAUAUAGGCAGCAAAUGCAGUACACUCAAUUGCCCUAAUAUCGACUACCUCAUUCACGAAUGCACGAAAUGCCACAGAAGGUACUGUUCAGAGCACAGAUCGGCUGUAUUUGACUGCUGCCAGCGGCAGAGCACGCAGAAGCGCGACAAAACACACAAAGUGUUCGUUGCUUGCACACUCCCUCGCUGCUCCAGUGAGGCUUUCAGCGGGAGCGAGUACUGUCUAGCACACCGCCACCACGCUGCACCCAUCCAAACGGCCCAGAAAGGCUCUGUGAGCAAGCAGCAAGCGUCUAAACUUGAUGCUAUUAGGGCUAAAUUUGGUAAGACUACGCCCAUGACGCCGAGUACGGGUGGCACGGCUACUAAAACCAUGCAACACAAACCAAUUGAUAGACGCGUAUGGAUGAUGAAGACGCGCAUGAAUGCUAAACCCCUGCGCGAACACCUCGAUAGUAACCACCGGGUGCAUAUUUCCGUAUCUCUAUCCCAGUCCAUUUCUCAUGUCGAUAUUAAUCUCGAUUCGUGUAGUUUCUUCUACUUGAACAAGUCACUCAGUAUGGGUAGAGUGCUCGAUCUGCUUGCAGACAAGCUCUCUGUCGACUCCUCUGAGUACUAUCUAUACCACCACCAGCAGCAAAGCAAUACAAAACUCAAUCUCAAUCUCAACCUAUCCGCAGCGGCGGGCGACAUACCUGGUCUCGACUGUGCACAUCUAAUCCUCGUGCAAAAGGCAGGUGUAGGUGAGUGA
Molecule: messenger RNA, 807 nt
Organism: Wallemia ichthyophaga EXF-994
Lineage: Eukaryota; Fungi; Basidiomycota; Wallemiomycetes; Wallemiales; Wallemiaceae
Exons: 2
Coding region: 1-807 (268 amino acids)
Source: RefSeq, a predicted model, not a curated record